AUGAUGCCUAGCCAGCGAUUGCAAGGCUGCCGCUCCCUACAUAUAAAUGAAGACAACGGCCGCUUUCUGCUCCUCGCCAUCCUGAUCGUGUUGUACCUGCUGUGCGGCGCCGCGGUGUUCUCCGCCGUCGAGAGACCAUCGGAGCUACAAGCCCACGGCCGCUGGAAUCGGACACUCUACAACUUCAGCGAGACGUUCAACAUUAGCCUGGAGGAUCUCAACUCCUUUCUGCGGGAUUAUGAGGCUGCGAUUGCGACCGGGAUCAGAGCCGAUUCCUUAAGACCGCGAUGGGACUUCACUGGAGCGUUCUACUUUGUCGGAACGGUCGUUUCAACUAUUGGCUUCGGGAUGACCACCCCGGCGACGCUGGCGGGGAAGAUCUUCCUCAUCUUCUACGGGAUGCUGGGCUGCGCGGGCACCAUCCUCUUCUUCAACCUGUUCCUGGAGCGCAUCAUCACGCUGCUGGCCGUGGUGAUGCGGGCGGUGCAGGAGCGCCGGCUCCGGCGGAGCGGCCUGUUCCCGCCCGGCCUGCGCCGCGACUUCGCCGAGUCCUGCCUGCCGGGCUGGAAGCCGUCCGUCUACCACGUGAUGCUGAUCCUGGGCCUGGCCUCCACCGUGCUGUCGUGCUGCGCCUCGGCCAUGUACGCGCCCGUGGAGGGCUGGGCCUACGCCGACUCGCUGUACUACUGCUUCGUCACCUUCAGCACCAUCGGCUUCGGCGACCUGGUGAGCAGCCAGGGCGCGGCCUACGAGCACCAGGGCCUGUACCGGCUGGCCAACUUCCUCUUCAUCCUGUCGGGCGUGUGCUGCAUCUACUCGCUCUUCAACGUCAUCUCCAUCGUCAUCAAGCAGGUGCUCAACUGGAUGCUGGGCAAGAUGAGCUGCCUGUGCUGCCAGCGGUGUAACCGCGCCAACGCCUUCCUGGGCCGCCGCAACGCCAUCCGGCCCGGCGCGCGCGUGAGGCAGGGCCGCCUCGGCCGGCCGCCGGACUCGGACGGGCCCUACGACAGCGACCAGGACGGCCGCCGGCUCUCGGGCGAGAUGAUCUCCAUGCGCGACCUGGCCGCCUCCAACAAGGUGUCGCUGGCCCUCAUGCAGAAGCAGCUGUCCGAGACGGCCAACGGCUACCCCAGGACCGUGUGCGGAGGCUCGCGGCAGAACGGCUUCUCCGGGGGCGUCGGCGCCCUGGGCAUCAUGAACAACCGCCUGGCCGAGACCAGCGACAGCAGGUAGAGCCGGCGGAGGGCGAGGGAGGUCGGGCGCGGAGAGAGAGAGAG
Molecule: messenger RNA, 1277 nt
Organism: Conger conger (European conger)
Lineage: Eukaryota; Metazoa; Chordata; Actinopteri; Anguilliformes; Congridae
Gene: kcnk12
Product: potassium channel, subfamily K, member 12
Exons: 2
Coding region: 1-1233 (410 amino acids)
Biological process (GO): stabilization of membrane potential; potassium ion transmembrane transport
Cellular component (GO): membrane
Molecular function (GO): potassium ion leak channel activity
Source: RefSeq, a predicted model, not a curated record